Molecule: messenger RNA, 1482 nt
Organism: Aureobasidium subglaciale EXF-2481
Lineage: Eukaryota; Fungi; Ascomycota; Dothideomycetes; Dothideales; Saccotheciaceae
Product: glycoside hydrolase family 13 protein
Exons: 5
Coding region: 1-1482 (493 amino acids)
Biological process (GO): carbohydrate catabolic process
Molecular function (GO): alpha-amylase activity; calcium ion binding
Source: RefSeq, a predicted model, not a curated record
AUGAAGCUUGCCGUCUUCUUCACGCUCUUCACCUUCGGCGUUUCGGUGCUCGCAGCAUCUGCCGCUGACUGGCGCUCAAAGUCUAUUUACCAAGUCCUGACCGAUCGGUUCGCACGUUCCGAUGGAAGCACCACCGCCAAGUGCGAUCCAGUGGGCAAAUACUGCGGAGGCUCCUAUCAGGGUAUUAUCAAAGAACUCGACUACAUCCAGAACAUGGGAUUCACUGCCAUCUGGAUCUCCCCCAUCACAUUCCAGCUACAGACUUGGACACCUUACGGCGAACCAUGGCAUGGAUACUGGCAACAAGAUCUAUUCAAGCUUAACAGCGCGUUCGGUACUGCAGAAGAUCUCAGAGAUCUGGCAACCGCUCUGCACAACAGAGGCAUGUACCUCAUGGUUGACAUCGUUGUGAACCACAAUGGAUGGAAUGGAAAUGCGAGUUCCGUCGACUACAGCGUGUUCCAGCCCUUCGACAAUGCCGAAUACUACCACAACUACUGUACUGUCGACUACGACAACAACACCAGUAUUCGAGAUUGUUGGUUAGGCGACUCAAAUGUAGAGCUGGUCGAUCUUCGAACCGAAGACACUGUUGUCGCACAAGAGUAUCAGACGUGGAUCCAUCAAUUGGUUGCCAACUACUCUAUCGAUGGCCUUCGCAUCGAUACAGUCAAGCAUGUCGACACCGAUUUCUGGUCCGGAUUUGGUGAGGCCGCUGGCGUCUUCAUCACCGGAGAGAUCACCAAUGGCGAUCCGUAUGGUCUUUGUCCCUACCAGAACUACAUGGAUAGUGUUUUGAACUACGCCAUGUACUAUGCAGCCACAGCCGCUUUCUCGUCGACUUCUGGAAGCAUGUCGAGCUUCGUGAGCCAACUCAAAGGCAUGAAGAGCCAGUGCAAAGACACCACUGUGCUCGGGUCGUUCUCAGAGAAUCACGACCAACCUCGUUUCGCCUCGCUAACCGACGACAUAUCGCUUGCCAAAAGCAUCAUUACCUACACCAUCAUGUCCGACGGCAUUCCCAUCAUGUAUGAAGGCCAGGAACAGCACUACAGCGGCGCCUCGGAUCCGUACAAUCGUGAGGCUGUCUGGCUGAGUGGCUACAACACAGGAGCGCCCCUCUACACUCACACUGCAAGCACAAACCAGAUUCGCAGCCAUGCUCUCUACGUUGAUGCAGAUUGGCUCACCUAUAAGAAUUGGGUCAUCUACAGCAACAGCAACAACGUCGCUAUGCGCAAAGGAUACGAUGGCUAUCAGACCAUCACCGUUCUAACCAACAAUGGUGCUGGCAGUGAGGACUAUACCCUCAGCGUCACGAACACUGGGUACACAAACGGCAUGACUGUCGUCGACGUUUUGUCCUGUGAAGUAUUGUCCGCAGGAACGGACGGUACUCUCGCUGUGCCAAUGUCACAGGGUCUUCCAAAGAUCUAUUAUCCCGUCGAGCUCUUGGACUGUAGCGGCAUCUGCGGAUACUAA